Molecule: messenger RNA, 1779 nt
Organism: Mya arenaria
Lineage: Eukaryota; Metazoa; Mollusca; Bivalvia; Myida; Myidae
Exons: 9
Coding region: 1-1779 (592 amino acids)
Biological process (GO): signal transduction
Cellular component (GO): plasma membrane; nucleus
Molecular function (GO): guanyl-nucleotide exchange factor activity; protein binding
Source: RefSeq, a predicted model, not a curated record
AUGACAACAGUGUCCCACACGAGGAAGAAGGGUGUCUUCAUGAAAGGACAGCUGAAGGUCACCGCGUACGUGAACCACGGCCUGGUCACGGUCCAUGUGGUACAAGGGCGUCGCCUGACUACAGGAGGCCAAAAACAGCCGAAUACGUUCGUCAUGAUCUCCUUGAUCCCCGACCGGCCGCACGAGAUCCCCACGCGCUGCCACACCGAGCUCGUGCCCAAGACCAGCUGCCCCACCUAUGAUGAGAAAUUCUCCUUUGAAGUAAGCGAGGAGGACGAGGGACGCAGGCUGCUAGCCGCCGUUUGGGGCCAGAAGUCAAACUCGGGGCCGAUUGAGUCGUUUGGAUGCAUGUCGUUCGGACUGAAGCAUCUGAAGAGCGGCGAGCGACCCGUUUCCGGCUGGUAUCACCUCCUCGCCGAGGACGUCGGCUGCAAGAAGCAUCUGAAGGUCAGCGAAAACCGCCCGUGCUUUCCUGUGAUGCAGAGCCGAAUCGCCCGCCCCGGGCCUGUUGGUGUCGGCGUCGAUGAGAUCUCGGAAGUCAACAAGGUUGUCAAUGGCCCUGAACGUCUCCAGAUUUCCGUGCAGCGAUCAAAUCCUUUUGGUGGGUUCGGUUUCUCCGUGGUGGAUGCGUGUCCGGUCCGCAUUGGUCGCGUGGACGGUGCGUCCCGGGCGGAGGAGGCGGGGAUACGGCCUGGUGACUUGGUGGUCCGUGUCAACGGCCAGAACGUCUCCCGCUCUACGUCAGCAAGCGUGGCGAGAUGCAUUAAGCGCGGUGGGCAGACCCUGUUGUUGGAGGUUCAGCGGCUCACUCAUAUCCCUGCAACCCACACGCCCAUGUACACACACUUACACACGGUCUCCGGGACUCCCGACCCCGGAAACGGCUCCUCGGAGGAGUGGACGAUAUGUGAUGACCGCACGGUCCUCAUGGGAACAGGAAGUAACGGAGAAACGCGGCGGCAGGCGGCGCUACACAGGCUGUUGGUGGCGGAAGAGCGUUUCGUCGAGACUAUGUCGGAAGGAAUGCAGCGUUAUUCCCGCCCGCUUCGUCACUGCCUCCUAGCGCCUGAGCACCAUGUCACGCUUUUUCAGAACGUGGAGAAGUUGGUAAGCAUGUCGGAGUACCAGGUUCACCAGAUGUUGUCCAACCUACCCGAUACGGAAGACGCCGCCGACCCCGACGACUCACUAUCUGUCGAGCCCGCGGACAUUACCACAAUCGUCGGCGUCAUUUACAAGUUCAAGCUCCCAGUGAUCCUACAGGCCUACUCACAGUACGCUUCCGGUUUGCCGCAUGCCGCUCGCUCUCUUGCCGACCUAGAGAGGGAUCCCGAUUUUUUGCGCUUUCUUUGGCGCAACGAGGCACACAGACAGCCGCUGUCGCUGUGCGAGUUCAUUAAUCGGCCUCUGGAGCAUCUGGCAGAUGUUUGCCGGCUCGUGUCCGCUAUCCGCGACUCUCUGUCAACAGGCUCCAGCGACCACAGCGUCUACUCUAAAAUUGUUAAUGGUCUGCAAACGGUGGUGUCCGCCUCCCGGUCCGUUGAAAUGGUGAGCAGUUCAUUUCUGUCCGUCGCUUGCUCUGUCCUUGAUGUCAGCCAAGCCACACACGGUUCAUCGCAUCGAGUGCCACGGAUGGGCGCCCGUAUCCUGAAGCGAGCCUCCUCAUCCUCUUCUAGUGGGUUCGGAAGUGGCGAAUCCCAGCACUCUGAUGAGGAACUAUGUUCGCGUGCCGCCGAGCUUUUUGAACCGGAUGUUGAGUUCCGGCAGACCACCGUGUGA